UUUUUCAUUACUUCCGGUGUGCUGCACGUAUAUCGACAUACUAGUAGGUAUACAUCCUGGCACAACAUGGCAUUGGUCAAGGCUGAUCUUGGUGAGGCUCUGCCUCUCAUAGCCUCCGGAAAAGUGCGAGAACUCUAUGAUGUAGACUCCAACACCCUCCUGUUUGUUGCUACCGACAGGAUCUCUGCCUACGAUGUGAUUAUGCAGAAUGGCGUUCCUGAAAAAGGACUCAUCCUCACCUUGAUAACGGCGCACUGGUUUGAUUACCUAGAGAAGAACAUCCCAGGCCUGAAGACUCAUUUCAUCUCCCUCGACCUCCCACCGGCGGUCCCUCGGCAUCUCAUCCCACAGUUGAAGGGACGUAGCAUGCUUGUGCGCAAGCUCAAAGUGUUCCCAGUAGAGGCAAUUGUCAGAGGCUACAUCACAGGAUCAGCAUGGUCAUCCUACAAGAAGACUGGAGAAGUAAAUGGGAGGAAGAUGCCACAGGACCUGCAGGAAUCUCAAGAACUACCGGAGCCUAUCUACACGCCGAGUACAAAAGCCGAGCUGGGCCAACACGAUGAGAACAUCUCUACGGAGCAAGCUGCACAGAUUGUGGGGGAGAAAUACGCGAAGCGUAUUGAAGAGCUGUCCCUUAGCAUCUACAAGGCUGCAAGAGAUUAUGCAAAGGAGAAAGGCAUUAUCAUUGCGGACACAAAGUUUGAGUUCGGACUUGACGAGGCCACCGAUGAGGUUGUACUAGUGGACGAAGUCUUGACCCCCGACAGCUCCAGAUUCUGGUCCAAGGAGACAUACAAAGUCGGGCAAAGCCAGGACAGUUUCGACAAGCAGUUUCUGAGAGACUGGCUGACCAAGAACGGGUUGAAGGGCAAGGAGGGCGUGACGAUGCCCCAGGAUGUGGUCGAUGCUACAAGAGCGAAGUAUUUGGAAGCAUUCAAAAUUCUUACUGGCAAGACUCUAGAAGAGACCUUGCAAGAACUGAAAUAAUCGAGAUCAUUCAACAUAAUUUUCAUGCCCGGUGCAGUGCAACGCGGAAGACAUCUGCUCGACGAUACUGUCACUCUCCUGCUUCCUCAUCUUACGGCGGAUCUGUCGUUCGUGCCCACUUUACCAAAAUGUGGCACUUUCUCUCGGAAGCUUUUCUUUUCCUGUGGUAGGUUUCUCCUCUCUUCAAGCUUCUGUGCAAGCUUCUCUUCUGUCACUUCACUCAGUCUCGCACUCCCUUGAUCCCCUUCUUCCCAACCCGUUCGCCCGUCUACCUGGCCCCUCUCAUUCAGGUUCGUGGCCCA
Molecule: messenger RNA, 1289 nt
Organism: Exophiala dermatitidis NIH/UT8656
Lineage: Eukaryota; Fungi; Ascomycota; Eurotiomycetes; Chaetothyriales; Herpotrichiellaceae
Product: phosphoribosylaminoimidazole-succinocarboxamide synthase
Exons: 2
Coding region: 67-987 (306 amino acids)
Biological process (GO): 'de novo' IMP biosynthetic process
Cellular component (GO): cytoplasm
Molecular function (GO): phosphoribosylaminoimidazolesuccinocarboxamide synthase activity
Source: RefSeq, a predicted model, not a curated record